Molecule: messenger RNA, 3880 nt
Organism: Chelmon rostratus (copperband butterflyfish)
Lineage: Eukaryota; Metazoa; Chordata; Actinopteri; Chaetodontiformes; Chaetodontidae
Product: GDNF family receptor alpha-4-like
Exons: 9
Coding region: 1-1569 (522 amino acids)
Biological process (GO): nervous system development
Cellular component (GO): signaling receptor complex; external side of plasma membrane
Molecular function (GO): signaling receptor activity
Source: RefSeq, a predicted model, not a curated record
AUGCAGCCUCUGCGCCCUGAUCUCAACUCCGGCUGGACAACUGUGGAGCGACGACGCAACCACAAGCAAGUCCAAAUGCGACAGAGCCAGACCGGAUCCGUGCGGGCGCAGCAGCAGCAGAGGUGGAGGCUGGAUGUGGCAGGAGACGGGUCACUGAGCUGCAGCGAGCCGGGUGCGUGUUUCCCAGUCCCCAACUCUCCAAUGUCAGCGGACAGGAUGAUGAUCAUUGGACUUCUGCUCAAUGUCUUCUCUCAUGGUAGCGUGCCAGUGUCUGCAUCCUUAGACUGUCUGGUGGCAGAGCAGGGCUGCAUCCAGGAGCAGUCCUGCAUGGUGCUCUAUCGACUGCUUGAGUACUGUGCAGCUGAGGAGGCGGUGUCGCCCCUCGGCCCAGACGCCCGCCUUGAGUGCCUGGAGGCCCAGAACUCCUUGCAGCAUUACCGCCCCCUUCAGGUUUGCAAGUGUCAGCGUGGCUCUCGCAGGGAGGAACACUGCCUGAGGGUCUACUGGACUGUGAGAUUUGCAGCAUAUGAUGAGUAUGAAGUGUCUCCGUAUGAAGAGCUGCAGGUAAAUCUGGUGAGAAACAUUGAGAUGUCACGUAUGGCCUCCAUCAUGGCAGCCUCCUCUCUUUCUGUGGACGGCCAAAACCAGUGUCUGAAGGCAGCCCAGGACUGUGGCCUGUAUGAGAAAUGUGGCUCCCUGCGGUCAGAAUAUGUUGUGGCCUGCACCAAGCGAGCAACGGUCUCUGACAACAGCUGCAACCGCCAGAAAUGCCACAAAGCCCUGCGGCGCUUCCUAGAGCGUGUGCCAGAGGAGUACAGCUUCGCUCUGCUCUUCUGUCCCUGCUCUGACACCCUGUGCGGGGAGCGGCGCAGGAAAACAAUCGUUCCUUCCUGUUCCUAUGAAGAGAACGGGAGGGGAGAGGAGAGAGUGGGCAAGCCCAACUGCCUCAGCCUGCAGAAUUACUGCUCCAGAGACGAGCUGUGUAGAUCCAGGCUCGCUGAUUUCCAACACAACUGCCAGCCCUCCCCCCUGUCUGCCUCUGGCUGUAUACGAGAGAGCAGAGCCAUGUGCCUGAAGGCCUACGCUGGACUCAUAGGCACCAUCAUGACUCCCAACUAUGUGAGCAACAGCAGCACGGAAGUGUCCCAGUGGUGCACGUGUGACGGCAGUGGGAACGAAUGGCAGGGCUGCCAGCGCAUCCUGCAUAUGUUCAGCAGCAACAUCUGCCUGCGCAAUGCCAUCAGCUCCAUGGGAAUCUCUGCGCCUCCUCCUGUGGAGAACACUCCGGUGCCAGCUUCUCAGCCCUCCCCGCACAUCUACCAGGAGAGCGUCCACGUCAGCAUUAACACUCUCCCUGAAUUCAACAGUAUGGAGGAUGGCGAGGACGAGGGGCAGGAGGAGGAGGAAAGCGAGGAAUUCAACGUCAUCCCGCCGUAUUCCGAGAAGGACUCUAACGUUGAAUCGGGGGCUAGAGGGAGUAAACGGGGAGCGGCUAGCCAAGCGGUACCCUUGUUACCAUUGCUGCUGCUGCCGAUGCUCGUCCUGGACUCGGGGUGUUGGAGCUACUGAAGCCUCCAUUUCAUUCUCUGCUCAUAUUUUACUCUCGCUACCACUUUCAAAUACAUCACAGCACUCAGAAUGAACCACAGAGGACAUGUGCGAGGAAGAAACGCUCCAUUUCUUUUUGUUCCUUUUCAUCAUUUUUAAAAUACCCCGACUUUAUUUUAUGAUUCAGUUUCUGCUCUCACUGCCUCCUCAAGAGUUAAAAGAUACCAGUAGUCCUGCAGGAUCUGCCAUGUCUGUGCUCGAGUCCUCUCCUAUGAAACGAAGCGAACAACGUGAGCAGAUAUACGAGUGCAUGGGUGAAUUUAGAGACGCCGUCUGGGCAAAUACUCUAUCUAGAGCCUGCUUCACACUCAGUACAUCCCCUCUUUUAACAAGAAGCACAUUGCCCAAGGCCACAACCACUAUACACACUCCCAAAAACCAUAACCAGUCUACUCCACUGCAACCAGGCCCGAGCACGGCUUUUGAUUUCUAUUUCAUGACUCAUGUCACAUCCGUUUCUCUGCUGCCCUUUCGGCUCUUCCUCUCCCUCCUCCAGACUAUGGUUGAGUAAGAUAAUCCACUUUACAACAAGCUAAUAAGAAACUGCACCACACUUAAACUGCUUUGUACCACUGGAAAAAUACUCAAAAUUGCCUCAUUUAAGAUGUGAUAAGAGGCACCAUGUUGUCACAUAAUGUAUGAGAGGCCGUGUGCCUUUUCAACCUUUGGUUCUUCUCACUUUGUGCACCAUGAAGCAGAGACAGUCACUCCGCUUUGCUUCCUUUGUUAAAACGCCACUUAGUAUUAGUCCUACCAGGGUGAAUGGCUGAGAAUUCAACCACGGGCAAACGUAAUGAGAUCAAAUUGCGUUGUAGAAAUGGCGAGCAGAGAAAAGCAACAUGAGCAAUUAUAGCACAAUUCAAAUUGCUCGGCAUGCAGGGGAAGUCUGAAGUAAGGCUCAGGGGAGGAAAUAGCCAAUUUACUGCUGUCAUACCCUCUCACUUUUUUUUUUUAUCCUUAGGUGUGUUUUUAGUGCUCCUUCCCCAUCAUGUGCUUUAGAUGUUGUGCGAGCGGGGUGUGGAGAUGGGGACGGACACAGGAGGCUGUAAAGCCUGCUGGCUGCUCUGAUCAUUGAGCAGCACAUUGAGCCAUUCUCUCUGCCUGAAAUAGCUUUUGCUGAUGUUAAUGAUUUUCUUUUUUUGCCUCUUAUGGCUCAUUUUCUUGUGAAAUUACGCAGCUGCGGGGAUGUAGGUAAAGAGAAGUAUAGUGAAGUUUUUGUAGAGGGGUAGUUUGCAAGAAAUAACUUAUUCGAGCUCAGCAAAGAUGUUGUAUUUUGGUAAUACGCUCAUUUCACGGCGCUUCUUCUGUGUAAUAAUAGCAGAGAUGCAGCGGUGGUUGACUGCAAACAUCGACCAGACCAGAUCUGAACAUUUCCAAAGACCUUUGACAUGAAAAUAAUUUGUAGAUGCUUGACUAUCACUUGAGGAGGCAGUGUGGUCCCACCACUCUUUCCAUCCCCCCACUGCUGGACUUGUUUACAUGAUGAAGACUGAAGUUUUGAAAAGGACACACAGUAUAAAGGCAGAAACGCACUGGAAGCGUAGGAGCUAUGCUUCGGCAAAUGCGGGUCCAUCACUACUUCAAACUCGGGUUUGAUUUUUAGAAGUCAAAGUGCGACUUAAAUGGAUGUUGUAAGGUUAGUGGACCUGUAGCGACUGUUGCCCGCCGCAGGGCAAAAUGACAUCAUGCAGGUUUUUGACCACUUUCUUGUUGAGUUUGGCUACAGGAAACUAAGAAGCGGGUGAGGAAACGGCUCUGAAGUGUGACUGCAAGCUUAGAAUGUACAAAAAAUGACAUAUUUGGGCAGAAUCUUUGAAAUACAAAGUUUGGGUGGACAACUAGCUGGUAUCCAAAUAUGACCCUGAACCAGACCAUAGAAGAGACGUGUUGAUGCCUCUCAGCUGCAGUUAUUCAUAAAGAAUCAAAUGAACCAGUGACAAUAACUGCAUCCAGUGCGCUCUGGCCUUAAUGACUGAAUGUGAGUUCACAUGUUUUUUCACAGCAGGUUUCUUUACAUUUGUAAACUCUGUAAACAUUAAACAUGGCUUGUAUUUUUUGAUGAGUUAAAGCUUCAAAGAAAAAGGAAAAAAAAAAGCUUUUCCUCCAUCCAUAAAUCAAAAUUCUUUGAGAAAAAGAUGUGAAUAUUCCCCCCAGAUUAGUUUUUAGAGUGUCUCAUCCAGUUGAGACACUGUGUACAGUGCUACGCUUCACAUGCUAACCUUCUUUUAAAGACAUAUCAGACAUGCCAAAUAACUCUGACUGUAAUGUGCUA